Messenger RNA from Lodderomyces theae, 1344 nucleotides. Its product is annotated as RTA1 domain-containing protein. The coding region runs from base 1 to 1344 and encodes 447 amino acids. The transcript has a single exon. The record is from RefSeq and is a predicted model, not a curated record. NCBI's taxonomy places the organism in Eukaryota, Fungi, Ascomycota, Pichiomycetes, Serinales, Debaryomycetaceae. Gene Ontology annotation, cellular component: fungal-type vacuole; plasma membrane.
AUGGACCAAGCAGCUUCGAUGGCGUCAUGGACUCCAACCACCACAGCGACUUCAACCUCUUUGAAAAGCGUAGCCACCACGGCAGAAUCUGCACUUCGAUCGAGCUUAUCAAGAGCGAUUAGUUCCCUAACGGUACAUGUUUCAACAUUAGGAUGGAAUGAGUAUGGCGACGUAUCUAAAGCACUACGUGGAGCCCAAGCCUCGCUCUCAAUCAUAUCAGCUGAACAAGUGUUGGCGACUGCAACAGCAGAGAGUGUCAAAGCAGAAGCAACAGAGGUGAUUUGGUACCUGACCCAAAACUUGGAUGCAUUAGCGUGGGAUGAGAAUAUGUACCACAUACGUCAUUUGACCCGUGCAGGGAACAUCUUCUUUUUGGUGGCAUUUGCAAUCACCCUUGUAUGGUACUCUGGAAUAUUCAUCAAGUCAAGAUACUGGUGGUUUAACAUUGCAUUCUUUUGUGGGGUGGUACUAGAAUUCUUGGGGUUUCUUGGUAGGGUAUUAUCGUUCAGUGACAUGUCGUCUUUUGUGUACUACGUUAUGCAGAUGGUGACAUUGACAAUUGCACCAGCAUUUAUCAUGGGUGGAAUAUAUUUCUUACUAGGACAGUUGGUUAUUAUUCACGGUCGUCAAUUUUCUGUUUUGAAGCCGUUGUGGUACGCUUACAUCUUUAUCGCGUGCGACAUUGUAUCCCUCUUCAUUCAGGCGGCUGGCGGAGGAGCCGCCAGUGCAGCUACACUGGGUAAAUCGAGUCCAGAAGGAGGUACCAACACCAUGAUUGCUGGUAUCGCAUUCCAGGCAUUUUCAAUGUCGGUUUACGUUUCACUUUGGUUUUAUUUCAUUUGGAAAAUCUAUUUCCCUAAAACUUCUAGGUACGAUUUGUCUGAGAAGGAAAAUUCCCAAAUGUUGAAGCCCGGGUUGAAGAAUUUUUUGAAACUUUUCUUUAAUACAAAAUCAUCCGCUGAGUACAAGGAAACCUUGUUGGAACCAUUUUACAAUCCAAAGUAUAGUGAUAUCAGACAAAGGCCAUUAUACAAUUAUUUCCCAUUAGCUGUAACUUGUGCUAUUAUUGCAAUAUUCAUCCGAUGCAUUUAUAGAGUGGUUGAGUUGGCUCAGGGUUUCCGAGGAUACUUAAUCACACACGAGGUGUAUAUCAUGUGCUUGGAUGCAACCAUGAUGGUUAUUGCAAUUUAUAUAUUCAUCCCUUUCCACCCUUAUAUUGUGUUUGGUUCAAGUAACGUGAUUAGGCUUGCAGAUAUCAAAGCUAAUGCUGUUGAGGAGGUCGAUAAAGAAGAGGAAGUACAUUUGAAAAAUGUUGACAAUAAUACCGUGAAGAGCUGGAGCUGA